Messenger RNA from Ylistrum balloti, 6006 nucleotides. RefSeq names its product GRIP1-associated protein 1-like. Lineage: Eukaryota; Metazoa; Mollusca; Bivalvia; Pectinida; Pectinidae. Gene Ontology annotation, cellular component: extrinsic component of postsynaptic early endosome membrane; glutamatergic synapse; postsynaptic recycling endosome. The coding region runs from base 2 to 2566 and encodes 854 amino acids. The transcript has 29 exons. The record is from RefSeq and is a predicted model, not a curated record. Gene Ontology annotation, biological process: neurotransmitter receptor transport, endosome to postsynaptic membrane; regulation of neurotransmitter receptor transport, endosome to postsynaptic membrane; regulation of recycling endosome localization within postsynapse.
GAUGGCGUCCUCCUUGUCGGAGGAGGAGUUCCAUCGGAUGCAGCUACAACUAAUAGAUUUAAGGACUGCAAGCUAUGAAUUAGAAGGAAAAUGCAAAAAACAAGAAAGAGAAAUCACAACAUGGGUUGAGAAGACAGAUCAACUGGAGAAAGAUCUUCUGAAGGCAAAUAAGGCAAUACACAAAAGCAAGAAGGCAAAGGAAGUUGAGUUACUUCUUCAGGAGAAUGACACGCUGCAAAGAAAGCUUGAGAGUCAAGAGGAAGAUUUCCGUCUACAGAAUCAGACGCUCAUGACAGAACUGUCCACACUUGUGUCAGCCAACGAAGACUUGGAGAAGAGGAUGAAGUCAUGUGUUGGAGAAGACGUCAUUGACAGCUUAAAUGCCUCGACCACCUCAGAGGUUGAUGAUGAAAUUCGUCACCUCAAGGCCCAGAAUGCAGCCUUACAGAAAAACCUGACUGUGUAUAAAGAGAAGUAUGAGAAACAGAUAGCCCUACUUUCUCCUCCAAGUUCUCCUGAAAAAUCAGCUGAGCUGUCCGAUGUAGAUAGUCAGCCCACAACUGGAGAUGAACCAAGUGAGGAUAUUGAUGAGAUUGUGCCUCAACCUAAGUCUGUGGCAGAGAAGAAACCCUCGGUGAACCAUGUACCAGUGACAGAGGGCUUGUCAAGUGAGAUUAAUGAUUUGAUGUUGAAUUUAGAUACGGAAAUGGAAGAAAAAAGAAUUUUAAAGGAGCAGCUGAUUAAUAAUGAGAAAAAAUUUCAAGAAAAAACAUCUGCACUUCAAGAUGAACUAGAAAAGUUAUCUGAAAAAUUAAAGAAAAAACAAGAAAGCUACAAACAGCUUCAGGAAGAAAAGGAACAACUGUUUAGGGAACAAAGUAAGAAGACCGAGGAGCUACAGAGUGCUCGAGAUCGGGACCAGAAAUAUUAUACUGACCAAGUAACACGUUGUCAACAGGAGACAGAAAAACUGAGACAGGCUUUAGAUGAAAAGGAAAUGACAUCACAUAACACAAUAGUGGGUCUGCAGCGGCAAAUGGCCUCUCUUCAACAACAGGUGGACGCUGCCAGUAUAGUUGGUAAUCAACAGUUACAUGAGGAGACCACUAAGCACCGACAACAGAUCGAGGGACUACUGGCUCAGGUGGCUUCUUUAGAACAGAUGCGAGAUGACCUUAGAGUUCAGUUAGAGGCCAGUAAACAAGCAUGCCAGGAGACACUGGAGCAGUUGUAUGCUGUUCAGAAGGACCGUGAUACUCGUAUUCAGGAGUGGCAGGAGGCCAACAAGAUUGCAGAGAAAAGGAAGAACAUGCUUGACGAACUAGCAAAUACAUAUCAAAGGGACAAUGCCAGUCACCAAGACAAGCUGAGACAACUGGAGGAAGCCCACGAGGCAGAGGUCAAAGUUCUCCAGGCUAAACUGGUCUCAGAACAGGGACAGAGUGCUGAAUGUAUGAAGCUUCGUCAGCAAGUUGAUGAACUUAAGGCACAGAGUCAGUCAGUGGAGGAAGCUAAGGGUUGGUUAGAGAGACGUCUGCAGGAAGUUGAGCAAAAUUUGAAAGACAAGGUGGUUGAGAACGCUGCGACAUUAAGUCGUGUUGAGGUGGAACAUGAGUCUGCCCUGACACGCCUCCAGGAGGUGAACCAAGAAAAACUGGAUAGCUUUAAGGAAAAGUACGAGGAAACUUACAAGCUAAGCUGUGAUAAAGAGGAAUCUCUUAAAGCUGAACUUCAAACAUACGAGAAGGAAAUCAACAAAUUAAAACAAGAAAUUUCAGAUAGUGUUGACGAGAGGAAAAUACACGAAAAGAAAGGUUUAACAAUGCUAAAAGAUCUGAAACGCCAGCUACAUGCAGAGAGAAAGCGUGCCGAGAAGUUACAAGAUAGACUACAGGAAACUCUGUCGGAGAAUCAACAAGGGAAAACUAUGGAGGAUAUGUUUGGCUCAUUUGAUGGAGACAGUUCUCUGAGAGAAGACAGAAGUUCUGUGUCCUCCUGGAGUGUGGGAGCCAGUUUAGCCAAAGACAUCAGUAACACAAGUGGACCUCAGUCCCCAGAUAGACUACAGAGUCCCCUGGGGGAUUUGGAACAAGAGCAUAAUGAUUUGGUGUCCAGACUGGCAGAACUACAACAGGAGAAAUGGAAUAUGGAAGAGAAGGUGUCUCAUCUAGAGAUGAGCACAGCAGCUAUGGCGGAAGAUCUCAUCUCCAAAACAAAAAUUAUUGAGCAUUAUGUUAUGGAUAGUCGAGCGGACCCCAAACCACAUACUGGAAACCAUGACGAUAAACUUACACUGAAGAAGGUGCUAGACCUUGUGAAUAAAUCUGAUGAACAGGGACUGAAGGAAAUGAACCGAAAGUUACAACGGAUGUUAGAAGAAACACUUACCAAAAACAUGCACCUUCAAAAGGAUCUGGAGAUGCUAUCCGAGGAGGUAGUUCGACUGAGUAAGGUUCAGCACGUCCAGACACCAGAAGUUACCCAGCACUAUCAGGGCAGUGGUCCACAGAACAGUCUAACCAAGGAAACAGUAACCAUGGAAAUGAAUAUCACCCAAGCCACAUGACACAGAACACCUGGAGAGACGCACUACUUAAAACAACAUUUGUCUUCAUGUUGCUCCGGUAGAUAGUUGAACGGACGCGCGAGAAGGGUCUACCAGACACUUCACCAUCCUAGUGUUUCCUCCCCACGUGACAUGACAUCACGGCAUCGCGUCAUCAAUCAGCGCUGGAUUCACGACUGGUUGCUGGAUCGCAUAGAAGCCAUGUUGACGAGAGUUAUCAUAAUCCUGUGGACAGAACUGCCAUAUCGCUGAUAAUAAUACUCCCGUAAAGUCAUCUGCUGCUUUCCAUCAUCAUGUAUAUAGUUUUUGCCAUCAAACUUUUUUUACUUUUCUUUACUCUAUAUAAGGCUGAUAAUAACUUCAGUGACACAAUCUUGAUGUAAGCUGUGCUGCUCUGCCUCAAUAGUAUGAUGUUCGUCCGUCAUGCAAGCCCCCAAUUGAUCCGUGUUUGUAAUUACGUCCUAACCCCGAUUCAAUUAUAUGUCAAAGGUCAGAAGUGCCAAAAUAUCUAGAGUGAAUUCUGCAUAACUACCAACCAUUUGAGUAACGUUAAAUUUACGUCACGACAUGUAGAGUUUGACAAGCUGGCGGUGGUCAGAGUUUUAUUAAUAAGACUUGACACGAAUCGUUGCCAUCUAUUACAACUGACAGAUAUCUAAAGUAUUUUGUGUAAAACAUGUAGCAGGUGGAUCGAUGGAUACUUCCUAUGUGAAUAGCUGUACUCUGAAGGUUCCCGCUGGUAACAAUGACGGAGAACAAUGAAAAGUAGGCAGGUCGCCUAGCUCUUGAGCUACCAGGCUGUGGUUGGGCUAAGGUCAGCCGUGCUCCCAAAUUCUUCUAUCGGUGGACAAAAGCAAAGGGCAGAUUUUACCGUUUGCACUCUAACAUUUUUUCAUGCAAUAUGAUGCGAAAUUCAAUUAUUCCAAAUGUUAUGUUGAAAUGUUUAAGCCUGUGUAAGGUUUCUGUAUGUGUAUGUGUCAUUGCCAAAUGUUGUUAUGUUGAUCUUACAAAUGUUUGCUUUUCAAACUUAUUUAUCGCAAAUGCCACAUGAUAUUCCGUUUAAUUUCCUCUCUAUUCUGUUUUGAAUGCCUUCAUUUUCCCUAUCAGGAGGUAAGAGAUAAUUUGGAACACGUGUUUAACAUUUGACAUAAAUAUGUCUGCUUUGUUAGUAGUACGGUCGUGUAUAUGACAUAAAACUCAGACAUAAGAAAUACACUGAUUGACCAUUGUAAUGAUAAGUGCGACUUUAAAGCUGUUCUCAUCAAGGAGAUCUGAAAUGUUAACAAACUACUGUAUGUGAUGAUAAUCUUCAAUCAUAACUAACACGACUGAAUACUUACGCAUGCGCAUACGAAUGUCAUUUCUUUUGACAGAAUGCAUCAUUAUCUGUAUCCUAUAACUGGCGCUACCAUUGUCGGAAUACACCUGCCACAUAUAUUUCGCUGUAUUUGACAGGGAGGGAGAAAAACUGUAUUUCAGCACGUGCAUUAGUUCGCUAGAAUUAUUUCCUAAUCUAUUUUGAUGUUCAAGUUUAAGAAAAUUCAUAAAAUUGGCGUUAUAUCCGUUCAACUUUGGUUGGAAUUCUACUUCAUUGCUGAACAAUUCAUAGUUACUCCAACGUCAGGUAAACGCAGAUUGAACAACUAAGGGUUUCACUAGUCUGCAAUGUCAAUCAUUGUUUAGGAUAAAUGAAAAAAACAUGGUCGGUAUCGAAGAUGUAAGCGGCAAUUUGCUCCGGACAGAAAGACUAAAGUUGCUCGUCACGUUUGUCCUUCGCCUUCGACAAACUACAAUUAAUGUUAUACGAUACUGGCAAUAUAUUCUCUGUAGAUCCUGCAACUGGCGCUGCUGGAAGACAUCUGUCACAGAAUUACUUAAAGAAUUACUUGAAUAUAACAUUUAGGAUAUGACAGACUGAUGAAAUAUGAGGGAUUUUGUUUGGUAUAUCCUAACUUAGGCUUAAGAUAAAACAGUUUUAACAAAAUCGGCUAUAAUGUUUCGAUAGUCUGAAUGUCAUCAGAUACAAGCUGUAUUUCAUGAAAACUGAUGUUCUGUAUGUAUGUCUUUCUAUAUUACUAAAACCUGACUUUUAUGUCAGCAGAAUUGCAGUCCUGGUAUUGAUAUUUAGAAGUUUAUACAGUAUUUUAAGCAAACUGUUUAUUCGACGAUGUCAGAUCAGAUGUCGUCGUUCUAACCACCACGUGUUUUUACGAAGUCUGAAGGAUAUUUUGAGACCAUACUUCCGUUAGAGACACUAAUACGUACAGUUUUUGCUCGUUUUCAAGCCCUGCAUUUCUAGGGCGAUAAAUAGAAAAAAAGCAGUUGGAGCACAUUUCAAAGAGUAAGAUAGACAGAUAUGUGCUUAUGUGAGGUUUAAACCAUACUCUAGUUAGAAACACAAACACUGUAUGUUAGGAACACAAACACUGUAUGUGCUGGUUUUGCUCAUUUUGAUGCCAUGCGUUUUUAAAGCAAUGUGAGUUCAAUUCGCUGCUAUACUCGAGAAAGAGAGAAAGAUAUGUGCCAUGCGUUUUAAGGGCAAGAGAUAUGUACUGUUUGGGAUCAAUUCGAAGUGCGUUUUAAGGGCAAGAGAUAUGUGCUGUUCGGGCUCAAUUCGAAGUGUGUUUUACUAAGGGAGAUACAUGCAGCGUAUUUGGAAGCCAUACAUGAAGACAGAUAUGUACUAUUGUUUGCUGUACUUCAGUUCGCACAUGGUAUGCAUGAUUCUUUGCUCAUUUUUGAAGCCAUAUUUGGAUACGGGUGACAAAUACGUGCUAUAGUUUGCCAACUUUGAAGCCAUACCUAAAGAGAAAGACGUUUUUAUCUGUUUUAUUGCUGAUAAAAAUUACGUAUUAUAAUCAUGCUUACAUUUGUAUUUUACAACUCUGGCCCCUGUUUUCUGGUACUAUAGGGAUGUUCUUUAACUUAAUAUUGCUAUAGGAAAGCAUUAAAUAUUUCCAGAAAUUUAACUUUUCCUUUAACUUACAUAAAUGUCUGACUUUCUAUGGUGAUUAAGUAAAACACCGGGUUAUCCACCCGAGUAUAAAACUCCUCACCUGUCAAAGUAUAUUACUUUGUUCUAAUCAGUGGUUAUAGCUACACCACAACAUGUUGUUUCUCUUUUCUGAAUAUGUGUUCAUUUUCUCCUGUUUUCCUCACGGUCGAUGGGUUCGAUUAUAGGAAAGUAAAAGCAAAAAUGUAGAAUUUAGUAGAUGCUUCCGAAUUUUUUAAUCCUUUCGACGUCACAAAACCAUAUGAUAUAUCGCUUUUUCGAGUUGCUAUUUUUAUUGUCUAUAACAUUUAAAUCGAACCGACGUCUUGUCAGGAAGAUAUGGAGAAUUAUAUUAGAGUUGGUGCCGUCAGUUCUCUAUAUAAUGACGAUUUAUCAUUCCUUAUUAUAAAACCUUAUGUGAUACAUUAAACUUGACUGCAAUUUGUAA